UAUUUUAUUAUCACACAGUAAACAUUUAUGAACAAAAUUAUGAUUAGUUUUUCUUCCUACCAAAGUCGCCCUUCCUUUUCUUUCUGUUACAAGGACGCACUACUCUUGGUACCUCCGCCAUUGUAAGUGUAAGCAGAGGAAUUGGGGAAAGCCUGAGAGAGAAGUUUCGGUUAUAAUUUCCGAAUCACCACAGUUCGUGUGGAUAUAUUACGUGGUUCGCAUUACGUAAUCGCCCAAAAACAUCUCAUUUAUUGUAAUUACAACACACCGGCUUCUGUACUUGUUGUAUUGGUGAGCACAAACGGAUUAACAGCGACGAUCCCUAAAGAAGACACACUUUUAUAAAUAUUAUUGUUCGUGAAUAUUUAGUUUUUUCCACUUCCAUAAUUAAAGAAAAAGGUCUAUGGGGAACAAUUAUUGAUUCCACCGAUGUUUGGAUAAAUCACACUUGAAAGGAUUGGAUCCGUAUUGUUACCUCAGCCUAUGUGUUGUGACGAAGCCCGCUUCUGAAUGUGUUUCUUCAGUGUAGUGCAACAUGAGCUUUAGCAGUGACGAAGUCAAUUUUCUUGUUUACCGCUACCUACAAGAAUCAGGUUUCGUGCAUUCCGCGUACACGUUUGGGAUUGAGAGUCACAUCAGCCAAUCAAACAUCAAUGGUGCCCUCGUCCCACCGGCCGCGCUGCUCAGCAUCAUUCAGAAAGGUUUACAGUACACAGAGGCGGAAAUCAGCAUCGGAGAGGAUGGCUCUGAGAGGGUGCUAGAGUCCCUCACUCUUAUUGAUGCCAUCAUGCCCGACGUUGUGGAACUGCGGAAGCAGGCGGCUGCCAAGGCCCACCCCAGCAUCAAGACGGAGAACGCCAACACGAACGGGGAGGAUGCAGCCCACACAGUUCCUAACCACACUGAUGGCAUGGAGGUAGAUGGGAAUAUUGAAAUCCCUACGAGCAAGGCGACAGUUCUACGAGGACAUGAGUCAGAAGUUUUUAUCUGUGCAUGGAAUCCAGCCAAUGAUCUUCUAGCAUCAGGGUCUGGCGAUUCGACGGCACGUAUCUGGAACAUGAACGACAACAGCAACAGUGCCAAUCAGCUGGUGUUACGUCACUGCAUACAGAGAGGGGGCACUGAAGUACCGAGUAACAAAGAUGUUACUUCACUAGAUUGGAACUGUGAUGGGACGUUAUUAGCGACAGGGUCUUAUGAUGGGUAUGCUAGAAUAUGGAGUACAGACGGUCGAUUAGUCAACACACUAGGACAGCAUAAAGGGCCAAUAUUUGCUUUGAAGUGGAAUAAGCGAGGAAACUAUAUUUUAAGUGCUGGUGUAGAUAAGACAACGAUUAUAUGGGAUGCUAGCUCAGGGAAUAGCACACAACAAUUUGCAUUUCACUCUGCUCCUGCGCUGGACGUGGAUUGGCAGAGUAAUACAGGUUUUGCUUCAUGUUCAACUGACCAGUGUAUUCACGUGUGCCGACUGGGUUCGGACCGACCCAUGAAAACAUUCCAGGGCCAUACGAAUGAAGUUAAUGCCAUUAAAUGGGAUCCCCAAGGCCAGUUGUUGGCCUCCUGUUCUGAUGACAUGACAUUAAAAAUCUGGAGUAUGAAACAAGAUACGUGUGUGUAUGAUCUUCAAGCUCAUAAUAAAGAAAUCUACACGAUCAAGUGGAGUCCUACAGGGCCCGGCACAAACAAUCCCAACUCUCCGUUAAUUUUAGCAAGUGCUUCGUUUGACUCAACGGUGCGGCUGUGGGAGGUGGACCGCGGAACCUGUCUCCACACGCUGACCAAACACCAAGAGCCGGUCUACAGCGUCGCCUUCAGCCCCGACGGCAAGUACCUUGCCAGCGGCUCCUUCGACAAGUGUGUCCAUAUAUGGAAUGUACAUUCUGGUUCAUUGGUUCACAGUUACAGAGGCACAGGGGGAAUCUUUGAGGUUUGCUGGAAUCACAGGGGAGACAAAGUAGGAGCUAGUGCUUCUGAUGGGUCGGUGUUUGUGCUAGACUUGAGAAAGUAGCUGCCUCUGUAACCCGGUGACUACACCAGACACUUCUCUGUGAGGUUUGCGCGUGACGCGACAUGACAGCCGAUGUCGCUGUUGACGACGUGCGUUGUGUGUGUGUGUCUGAGUGUGAGAGUGUAACGAGGCCUUGCCGGCCACACGCACCGCUGACAGCUUGUUGAGUCGUGCAGCCACUGUUUUAUUUCUAGAAGGCAUAUGUGAUAAUCUUUACGAGGGAGGCUCAAAGUGGUGUUGGGACUGCUGCCAUGGCUGGUGUGGUGUUUCAGUCACCUGCUGAAUUUGCAUUGUAUGUUACCAUGGAGACUGUGUGUGUGUGGGUGGGUGUUUCGAGGGGUCGACACCAGGAGUGUGAGCUUUAUGUCUCAUUGCCUUGCUUCAACAGAGAAUGGUGUUCGAGUGUUAGACAAGAAAUCUUGUGCUCACUAAAUGAGGUGUAGAUGAUAAGAGUGUAGUCUACAGUAUCUGACCCUGUGGGUGCAGGUGGUGCAGUCCUCCUGGGCUGGGUGUGGUCCUGUUGUAGGGUACAGUCCUCCUGGACUGUGUGUGGUCCUGUUGUAGGGUACAGUCCUCCUGGGCUGGGCGUGGUCCUGUUGUAGGGUACAGUCCUCCUGGGCUGGGUGUGGUUCUGUUGUAGGGUACAGUCCUCCAAGGUGUAGGAACCAACCCUGGGUGUUCAGUCUUCAUGGAGUUACAGUCCUCCUAAGGAUCCAGCCAUGGGUGUGUUACAGUGCUCAUAAGGAUCCAGCCAUGGGUGUGUUACAGUGCUCAUAAGGAUCCAACCAUGGGUGUACAGUCCUCAUUGAAUUACAACCAUCAGUGUAGUCCCCAAGGAUCAACCGUAGGUGUACAGUCCUCAUGAAGUUACAGCCCUGGGUAUAUAGUCCCCAAGGAUCAACCGUAGGUGUACAGUCCUCAUGAAGUUACAGCCCUGGGUAUAUAGUCCCCAAGGAUCAACCGUAGGUGUACAGUCCUUAUGGAGUUACAGCCCUGGGUAUAUAGUCCUCAUAAGGAUCCAACAGUCGUGAGUGUACAGUCCUCAUGGAGUCACAACCUUGGGUAUAUAGUCCCCAAGGAUCAACCGUAGGAGUACAGUCCUCAUGGGUACAGCCUUGGGUAUAUAGUCCCCAAGGAUCAACCGUAGGUGUACAGUUCUCAUGGAGUUAAAACCCUGGGUGUAGUCCUCAUUGGGGAAUUCAGUCCUGAGAUAUAGUCCUCAUGUGCAGGAUAGGCCUGUAGGAUGGUAGUAGGCCAUGUUCAUGGAUAUUGUCACAGAUAAAGGACACACAGAGGUCUUUCAAAGGAUUUCAUCGGCAUCACGUCAUUGUUCAUUCAUUAUCGCAUGACAUCGUUUCACAGCACUGUGACAUUGUCAUCAGAAUCCCUGUAACCGCCGUGGGGGCUUUUAAAAAGUGCCACUGCCAGUGAACUUGAAACACAACUUUUCAUACAGAGUACAUGUUAAGUGCUAAUGACUAAACGACAGAAUCAAUAACACUUCCUUUAAGAGUUGCACAAUUAGAGCCAUUACCGUACUUUAGUUCCAUAGAAUGGAUUCAUAUUGGUAGAUUGGAAUAGUAAAUAGUGCACAGAAAUUGCUUUUUGUGUCAUCACUGAUAGUAAACAUAUGGGUGGAUUUUAUUUCGAGGAGGGUCAGAGGUUAAAAUGUUUUCCCAGAUUGAAUUGGAAGAUGAGAUUUCAUUAUUCAAUCUUUAUCGAUUUUCAUAAUGAAAAUUGUUAAUACAAUUGUCGAAUAUGUCCAUAUGUCCGUGUUUUUUUUCUCCAGCCAGUGAAUAAACCAUGUUUGAAAGAUUAACUUGUUUUUUAAGUUUAGGCAAGAGAUUUAGGGAAAAUCACCAUUUAAAUUUUACAUUGUGUUUAGGUUAUAUAUCUUAUAGAAUUGUAAAAGCAAAUCACCAUUGAAAUUUUAUAUUGUCUUUAUGUUUACGUAAUGGAGUUUGAAAAAAAAAAUUCACCAGUUAAAUUUGAUUUUUCUUUAGGCAUAGAUGACAGAAUUAGGAAAAAUCACCAGUUAAAAUUUUAAAAAUGUUUAGGUAAUAGAAUUAGGAAAAAUCACCAGAUAAUUUUUUGUUUGUUUGUUAUGACUAAAUUACAUCCAUGAAAAUAAGCAAAGAUCAUUAAGUAACCCAAGAUCAAAACAAAGUUAUAAAGUCCUCAACUCGAGUUUUCUCGAUCUAAAAGUGCUUGCUUUCUGUACAUAAUUUACACGGGCUUGUUGGCCUGCAGUUAUCUCGUUAGCUAAUCACAAUUCCAAAUAGCUCUCGCUGAUGUGUAUUUUACAAUAUUGCAAGCAUAGCAGAAUCUGUCAUGUUAUUAAACAUAAAUACCUAUAUAUGUGGGGGGUUUUAUUGACAAAAUGCAAAGUUGUGUUGAUUUGCUAUAUAUAACUGGAAUAUUCUGUCAUAAAAUGUCUGGUUUAAGACAGAAAUUAGAUCACUGCAACCAUUUCUAUGAUUGGUGUUUUGGGUUGGAAACGGCUAAAUUAUCAGCCUACUUGGCUGCACAGUUAGGUUCAAUUAUUCAAUUUACAUAUCUGUGUAGCCUAAAAAUAGCCACUGUAUCAGUCAGCACUGUAAAUGGCUACCCCCCACUCCCAUCUCCCCCCAAAACCCCCCAAAAUAAAAAACAUUUAGGUGGGGGUUUUAAUGAAUGCAAUUAUGAUUUCAUGGAAAUAAAUAUUAAAUGUUAUUAAAAGAUAUAAAUUAUAGGGUUUAUGUAAUUUUUGGCUUGUAUCUUAUAAAUAUUUUAUUUAAAGAGUUUUGUAUGGCAGAAUAUAUUAUGACAAAAAUAAUGUGAUUUAAAUACAACACUGAUAAAAGGUUUCUUGGUGGUAAACAAAAAACUUGAUGAUCAUGGAAUUCCAAACAUGUCCCAACAAUAUGGCUUCAGUAGAUUUUCCUGCUUUAUGAACACUAGUAAUACAAUGUUUCACUAGUGCAUAGGCUUUUAGAAGCAGGGAGGAAGUCAUUACAUAGAAAUAAAAGUAUUCUUGUCUCCACUUCUUAAAUCCACAUGAUUAUUAAAAAAUAUACUUUAUAUAUCUAGAAAGCAUCACAAUAAAUAAAUGUGAGAAUUAACAUUAUUUUGUUGGCAUAUUUUUAAAACUAAUAAAUACACAUAUCAUGUAAUGCGUUAGACUCUAAACUGAUGGGUGGUAUAAUCAAUAACUUAAUGAACUAUUAAUCACAAAGUGGAUGUUCUUGCAUUGCUUCUUUCAAAAUCCUCUUUUUGAUAAUUUGAAAUUAAAUUUUAUCAAUUAAAUGUUUUAUUUAUAUAGAUAUAUAUAUAUAUAAAAAGUAGCAGCCGCCCACUAGUUAUAAACAAUUCUUGACAUUUUAAAUAAUUUUCUAAUCAUUAAAUAUAUUUUAUUCGUCAUAGAAAAAAGUAAAGUAAAUUGAAGUUUGGGAGGCAUGUGUUUUUGAGGUAAUAUUUAAUAUUUUAUUUAAAGUUUGUGUUUUUAUAAUUGGAAAUGCAAACUUUUAGAAAUUGGUCAAUAUAUUCAGGUGUUUUUUCUUCUUUUUUCUAUUUAUUACAUUCUUAAUAUAUUUUUAUUUAAACUGACCAGAUGUUUUAAAAAUGCAGUAAUUUUUCUUUCAAAAUACCAACUUGGCAUCACUACUAAUUCAUCUCAGCUGUAUAUAUGACUUUUAAAGACAAACAGUUAUGAUUUAAUCAAUUGCUUGCUUUUUAAACGAGUGAAAAAAAAGAGUAGGACAUGUAGAAUUUUCAACUGAUGCAUCACAAGAAAAGCAUUAGAGUCAAGUUUUGGCAAAAGGAAAAAGAAUUUCUACUAAUAUGGUACAUACAUAUUUAUCAUCUGUUAUUCACAACUUGAGCUGAGAGAGGAAAACACAUCUGCCUCUGGUGCUACACUUACUGAUUAGGCAGCUAGCAUUUUAAAGUGUGUUUUAGUACAGACAGGCAGCACUUACCAGUGAGUUUGAUAGGCUGUACUAAUAAAGUACUAGUGGUGAAAGACAAACUUGCCAGCUGAACACUCAAUACAACACACUUGCCUGUGUGGCUAAAACUAUGAUGUAUUUCCACAUGACUGUAAAAAUUCAGUUAAUCUAAACAUGGCCAAAGUUCAAUUCAGUCCUCGUCAAAAUGGUCAUCGCUUAUGGCUUUCUCUUACAUUUUCUGUAUUGUAAAUCAAGUAAAAGGUCAAAUAGAUGAGCUUUAAACAAACAAUAAUUCGGUGGUUAUGGUUUGUAAAUAAACUGCUCUCCUGAAAUUAUGUAGGAGAUCAAUUGUUCGGCGUCAAAUUAACAUUAAUUUUGAGUAAAAUAAAUUGAUGAUAUUCACAAUAUGAUAAGGCAAGCAGUUCUUUGCCCAUGCAGAAAUCAUUUUGCACGAGCACAUGCAAACCAUAGUGACUGAUAAUUAAAGCUUUAUGAAGGUGAUACAGGGUGCAACUUAACAAUACAAUCAGCUAGACAUAGGUGGUUGGCCAAGUGGUUUCCAGCCAGUUACACAAAUCGCUCCUGUGUAGAGAGUGGCUGGAAUAAAGUAUAAAAGUAGUAGAAUGAACCAGAAAUCGAGUGUCUUGCCAAUUACUGGGAUGAACCAGAAAUCGAGGGUCUUGCCAAUUACUGGGAUGAACCAGAAAUCGAGUGUCUUGCCAAUUACUGGGAUGAACCAGAAAUCGAGGGUCUUGCCAAUUACUGGGGUUUUGGGCCGGGCUAACUCUUGACCAAGCAGAAGAAUUUGCCAAAUUGAUAUUUAUACUUAAAAAAUUGCUAAAAAUCCAAUUAGCGCUGCUUUAGGCUUUAUUGGUGCUUAUAAAAUUUGGAAACUGUUUUUAAAAUUGGCGGUAAUCAAAUUUGGCAGUGUUCAGCUGUGAUAAUUGGCAACUAUAAAAAAACUACCUGUGUCUGCUGAUAGACGUUAUUGUUAUGUUCAGUGUAUGCUUUAAAAUACUGUAAUUAUAAAUACAAAGUGUGUGUACCACCUGACAAAUGUUACACAUAGUUGGCUUAUAACUAUUUUAUUAUACUACUUGAAUUUACACACAUGUAUUUGAGCUGUAAAGAUUUUUAACAUGUUCUACGAACAUAAGGUAGAGCUUUGGGGUUUUUUCCUUUUAUUUUUGAAAACUAGAAUCUUUGUCACACUACAACCCAGAUAGCAUGCGACCAGUGGUGGACCAUCAGUGGUUUUAAAAACUAGAAUCUUUGUCACACCAACCCAGAUAGCAUGCGACCAGUGGUGGACCAUCAGUGGUUUUAAAAACUAGAAUCUUUGUCACACCAACCCAGAUAGCAUGCGACCAGUGGUGGACCAUCAGUGGUUUUAAAAACUAGAAUCUUUGUCACACCAACCCAGAUAGCAUGCGACCAGUGGUGGACCAUCAGUGGUUUUAAAAACUAGAAUCUUUGUCACACCAACCCAGAUAGCAUGCGACCAGUGGUGGACCAUCAGUGGUUUUAAAAACUAGAAUCUUUGUCACACCAACCCAGAUAGCAUGCGACCAGUGGUGGACCAUCAGUGGUUUUAAAAAC
This is a messenger RNA of Gigantopelta aegis, 7533 nucleotides long. RefSeq names its product F-box-like/WD repeat-containing protein TBL1XR1. The transcript is spliced from 15 exons. Lineage: Eukaryota; Metazoa; Mollusca; Gastropoda; Neomphalida; Peltospiridae. Gene Ontology annotation, biological process: regulation of transcription by RNA polymerase II. Gene Ontology annotation, molecular function: protein binding; transcription corepressor activity. Gene Ontology annotation, cellular component: histone deacetylase complex. The record is from RefSeq and is a predicted model, not a curated record. The coding region runs from base 536 to 2008 and encodes 490 amino acids.